GCCAUAGCUAUUUCAACAAAUCUCAACGAUAGACGUGCUGUGUAAGUCACUUGGAUUUGAAACAAAAAAAGUGAGAGAAAUACACAAAUCGCCUCGUAAAUUAAUUUUAUCGUACAUAAAAAAUAGUGAAUCAUACAUACAACGUCUACUGAGGUUGUGUGAUUAGUGAAAAAAUAUCACACCGAAUUUUAAAAUUAAGUGUAGUAAUUAUCCGUAUUAAAAAGAAGGAGAAGAUCACUCAAUAAAGAAGAAAAAAACGAUGUUGCGAACAAAGAAGGAUGUCGACAAACAUGUGCGUUCAACGCUAUCAAAGUUGCGCGAAGAUGAAAGAAAUCUUCGUGGCUAUCGAAUUGCUCAAUUGUAUUUCAACAUCGGUGAAUACAAUUCGGCAUUGGAAUAUAUUCAACGUUAUAUACAAGCGAAUGACAAAAAUGCAGCCGCAUACAAAGUCCUUGGUCAGUGCUACGAGAAGCUGAAGCGUCCCGAUAAACAAUUGUUUGCCUAUCAGCGUUCAUUGGAAUUAGACAAAAAACAAUCGGAUUUAUUGAUCGAAAUAUGUAAGUUAUUACAGAAUAAUGAUCUUUCUGAUGUAACACCGGCCAAAGCUCGACACUGGUAUGAAUUGGCUGAAUCGCGUGGCAUUCACGAUCCGGCCGUGUUGAAUUUGAAAUUGAAAUUCACCGAUGGCACCGAUCAAGGCAUUGUACAGGAUAUGAUUUUAAAAGAAAUCGUUCGACGACCCCUUGAUAUUGGUUUGCACACUCGAUUGGUGGAUCAUUUUUUGCAACAAAAUCGCAUCGAUGAGGCUUUCAAAUAUGUGUUGGACAUUGAAAUGAAGCCAAACAAUAAAUUCCGAAAUUCAACGGAUUGGUAUGCAGCGGUAUCGGCCGUGCUUGAAAAAUACAAAGCGAAAAAUGCGGCCACAUUGAAUAAAAAUUGGACAUACUGGCUACAAUUGAUAUCAUCUAUUGAACGUCAGUUGUUUCUCACAUUGACCCGCUCUCCGAAAGAUGUUAAUGCCAUUGAUUACAAUUUACUUGAGGCUACAAACUUACUAUUUGAACUGGAUCAAAACUUGAAUAAAGUGGCCACAGCAUGUUCAUUCCCCGAUUCCGAACGUGAUUUGUUUGCCGAUUUUUUAAUACAUUUCCGUGGUCAGUUUGCUCUUCAUGCAGCAUCAUUACUGUUUAAACGGGCAAUCGAAACAUCUGUACGUGCGAAUUUCCUUGAAACGACCAAAACCACAUUACCAUUACUCUUGUUGGCCUUCAAUUUUGGUACAAUCGAUGGCAAUCAGCUUUGGUUGAGAAACGCAUCGGAAGCAACAAAACGGCUAAUCGAUUUAUGGCAAGCACAGAGCAGUUUUCGUGUAUUACAAGUGGCACGCACACUGCAAUCUUGUAUUUCAAGCGGUUCCAGCACUGAAAAUGCCGUUUUGGCCAAUUUACGAAAGAUAUGCACUGAUAAGUACAGCGUUUGGUCGAAUAAAGACGAUGUACUGAAUGAAAUUCGAUCAAUUGUUGCUGAUUCGGAUUGGCGAAAAAAGUUAUACCGUAACCUGUUUGUCACCAACAAAGAACACCAGAAUGCAGUAUCUGGAUCGCAUUUGGUUAAAAGUUCCGCAUUCGAAAAACCAACAUUCGAAUGGCCAGAUAAAAAUAAAUUAAAUGCACUCGAAUUGAAGGCACAAGAAGCCGAUCCAUCGAACUUGAGCCAUUUGGUUUAUUUGACACUUGGAAACAGUUUCGAUCAAACAGAAAUCACAAUCGAACCUGAUUUUAAAUGUGGAUUGUUUCAGAAGUUGAAAUAUUCCACGAAAAAUUUGAUAAACUGUAGUGCGGACACAUUAAAUCAACUUGACAUUCAUACAUUCUUAUUUGCCGCCACGUUGCAAACGAAACGAAGCAUUAGCAUGAAUAAUACAUUGCUCGGAAGCAACGUUCCAACAUUGGAUACAAACAAACCGAAAAUGUUACCAUAUACCAAUAUGGCAAACAUUUUAGCUACCGAAGAACAAAGUGAAUGGUGGACAGCAGCAUACAAGAUCUGUAAUAAUAUUGGCGGAGAAGAAUUGGGUGCAUUAGGUACAACACUGGUUUAUGGCAUAGAGGCAGUACGGGGUGUUGGGUCAACAAAAAUGGACCUCAUUAUUUUGCUAAAUUUGGGUAAAGUUCUCAGCAGCAGAGUGGACAAGACUAUGGUUAAAGAAGAACGGGAAUUUUUGGAAGAUCGUGUCGAAGCUUUGUUCAAGUUUUCGCUGUACGUUUUUCGUGUACAAAACAGCUCGCGUUCAUCAUCUGAGCCGUUCCGUCGUCUGUUCAAAUAUGUUGUCGGUAACAAUUACUUUGAAAUCGAACAAGAUGUAAAUAAAUUGGCAGAGGAAGCGAUCACAUUCUUAGCUGGACGUUAUUUUAAGAAUAAUGCAUACGAAGAGUGCAUUGAAGAUUUGGCUGGAAUCAAAUUACCAUUUGCCACAUAUUUCCAAGCUGAAUCGUAUCGCAAAAUGACGGAAGUAUCGGAUACACCGAAGAAAAAUAAGCGUACAUAUUUGGAUAAAGCCAGAGAUUAUUUGAAGCAAACGGUUGAUUUGUUGGAGGGGCCAAAUAUUGAAAGAAACCAUCCAUUGAAAUCGAUAAUCGAUGAGGAUAUCAAGCGAUUGCAAAAUGAAACUCGCAAAUUCGAAACGAAUCAAAGUAUGAGUGAUAGCUUUGUUAGUGCAAAUGGACGAAGCGAUUUGGAAGAAUCUGAACGAGAAACAGCCACACCUGUACCGAACCUUGGUUACAAUAAUAUUGAACGAUUGAUCCGUAAAAUCAUGGAAUCGCUGAACAUUUUAACUAGCGACGUCAAUGAUGUGCGCUAUCGUGUGCAACACAUCGAAGAUGAUGUGACUGAUGUGCGUAAUCGUGUUCAAAACAUUGAAGAAAAUUUCAACAAAGAAGAUAUUGACGAUGUGGAAACUAUGGAUGAUAAUUAUUUGAAUUUGGAGCUGCAUAAUCAAAAUCAAAAUUUGAAUAAUACAUCGAUGAUUGUGCACCCAAAUCGAAGUCAAACGUUGAACCAACAAACACCAAAAUCGUCACAAAUGCCCAACACUGCAGGCAAAAAUUCAUUUCCAACAUCGCAUCAACAUCAAAUGGGUUUAAACAAUUCGUUUGGCAACAUGAGUACGAUGAUGAACAAUAUGUAUGGUACAAUGCCGUUGAAUCCAUCAACAUAUCAAGCGGCACUUAUAAAUGCAGCCGUCAGUCAAUCACCACAAAUGGCAGCAUCAAAUUACUCACAACCACCAAUGUUACCGUACAGUAAUGAUAUGUACGCUUUACAAGCAUUAUAUGCUCAACAAAUGCUUGGUGAAGCCCAUAAUCCGAAUUUGAUGGCAUCCAUGAUGAUGCAACAUCAACCACAGCAGCAACACAAUCAUCCGCUAUCAAAUCAACCAGCGGCUCAACAAUAUGCAAUGGGCAGUCCAUCUGCAUCGAGUAUUGCAUCAUCAGUACCGCAGUCUUAUCAACAAUCAACACCACUUAAUUCAUUUAUGAAACCAGGAACAUCUGCAUCGCAAACACCGCCACAAAACCAAUGGAAUACAUCAAUUAAAAAUACGCCCGUCGAAAAAGCACCACCGGUAAAUGUGGUGAUCACAAGUUCUGAUCCAUUACCACAAAAUCUUUCAGCAAUUCCAACACAAUCGUCGCUAAAUUUCAGUGUUACCAUUCCACCGCAACACAUAAAAAACAAUCCGACCACAUCGACAUUUGGUGCCGCCUCAGCAAAUCCAACCAUCACAGCUGCAUUGCAAGAUAAAAAAAUAACCCAAUCACCAAUUCACAUGAAUGUCAGCGCAAAAACAAUUACAUCUACAGCAACUGCACCGACAACUCAAGAACAGAAGACGAUUUUUGGCAAUUUAUCAUCCAAACCACUAUCAUCCACUCCAUUCUCAUCGCCAACCAUAAAACUGACAUCAGAUUUAAAGCAAACAGAAACACCAACAUCAGAAGCAGCCAAACCAAAUCCGUUUGCAUCAUUUUCAUUUGGCGUCCAAUCUUCAGUUGCAUCAUCAACUGCAAAUCAAUCGAAACCGUUUUCAUUCAGCAGCAGCAUUGGACAAUUGAAGAAAACCGAAACAUCAGCGUUGGUAAAUGCCGCAACACCGGAAACUCCAAAACACAAUCAAAACGAUGCAAAUACUUCGGCUAAUUCGGCCAAAGAUGAUGAAGACGAUUACGAACCGACCGCCCAUUUCGAGCCAGUCAUUCCAUUACCAGAAUUGGUUGAUGUAAAAACGGGCGAAGAAAAUGAAACAAUCUUGUUUGAACAUCGCGCUAAAUUGCUUCGUUAUGUAAAAGAAUUGAAAGAAUGGAAAGAACGUGGCAUCGGUAAUAUGAAAGUAAUGGUCAGCAAAGAUGAUCCAAACAAAGUUCGACUAUUGAUGCGACGUGAACAAGUGUUGAAAUUGUGCUGCAAUCAAUUGCUGGCAAAGAACACCAAAUUCAAUAAGAUGCCAAACACAGAGACGGCAUUAACGUGGUUCGGUCAGGAUUAUUCGGAAAAUGAACUUCAAGUGGAAAUGUUGGCAAUUCGCUUCAAAACUGCUGAAAUAUGUAAACAAUUCUAUGCAACAGUUUUAAGUGCGCAAGCUAAUAUGACAGAUGGCCGUUCACAACCGGUCAAAUCAUCAUCGAUCCAGGCGUCGGCUGUUGAAAAACCAUCAAACAAGGUUGACACCACAGGAUUUGGCGAUAAAUUUAAACCAAAACCUGGAUCAUGGUCAUGCAAAUCAUGUUACACGCAGAAUACAGCCGAAUCAGUUUAUUGCGCAUGUUGUGAAGAACCGAAAGACGACACAGUUCCGAAGAAGGAGAAAGCAAACAUUCUCGGUUCAACAAAUGCUACCACAUCAAAAUUCAGUUUCGGUACUCUCUCCAGUGCUAUGGGUGGUACAAAAGUAGCCGGUUCUGCUGCUCCUCCAACCCAAAGCACAUCUGCCAAGAAUGAAGCAGCAAAAUCGUCUGAUAAAGGAUUCGGUGACCAAUUCAAACCCAAACCAGGAUCAUGGUCGUGCAAGGCAUGCUAUACAUCGAAUGCUAGCGAAGCAUUGCACUGCGCAUGCUGUGAAGAACCAAAGGACGAUACUAUUCCGAAAAAGGAAAAGGCCAAUAUUUUUGGUUCAUCAAACGCUGGCGCAUCAAAGUUUAGUUUCGGUAAUUUGGGUAGCGCUCAGAGUACAGCUCCAACAUUUAGUUUUACGUUUGGUUCACAAAAUCUUACCGCUACCACUACACCAGCGCCAACAUUCAAUGCGACUGAACCCAGUGUUCCACAAAUAGAUUCGAAGAAGGAAUUCAAUUUUGUAUUCAAAGGAAAGAGUCCUGGAAAACAAGCCCUUAAUACUACACAGGAGCUUGAGCUCGUUUCGGAUGAUGAAAAUGUUGAAGAAGAAGAGAACACCGCAUAUUUUGCGCCAGUUAUCCCAUUGCCCGAUAAAGUUGAAGUGAAAACCGGUGAAGAAGAUGAAAAUAUCCUCUAUUCACAUCGUGCAAAACUGUUCCGUUUCCGUAAUUCAGAAUGGCGUGAACGUGGUCUAGGCGACAUUAAAAUUUUACAACACAAGCAAACCGGUCAAUUGCGUGUUGUGAUGCGACGAGAACAAGUGCACAAGAUCUGCUUGAAUCAUAUUUUAACAUCAGAUAUCGAAUAUAAGGUCAAAGAUCCAAAAUCAUGGCAAUUUAUUGCAAAUGAUUUUAGCGAAGGAACAUAUGAAUUGGAUAAUUUCUCUUUGCGUUUCAAAACCGAAGACAUUUCCAAAGACUUUAAAAGGGCAAUUGACGCAGCACUGUCGGGUAAUGCGCCGAAAAUCAAUGGCAAUGAUAAUGAUCAAACGGACACUGUUGCAAAUGAGGAAAGUAAAAGACUUGCUGAGCUCAAACUGCCCAAUAAUUACUACGACUAUAACAAAAAUGAAGAUUGCAAAGGUUGCCGUGGCUGCAGAGAUGAUUUUGUAUUUUCUGAAGUGAAACAUACAAAUUUUGGUCAAUUCGAUGACAAUCCGCUACCACUGAGUCCACCAUCAAAAGUUGAAUUGGCUCACAAUGAUUUAUCCAAAGACACGAAGAAGGUGGACAAUAAGAAUUCAUUCUCGUUCGCAUCGGUUGGAAAUGAUAGCGCAAGCAAUGGAUUCAGUUUUUCGUCAACGGCAAAUAACACAACGUCAACGGGCAUGUUCUUUGGUAGCAGCAGUUUCAAAUCACCAUUCUCAGCAGCUACAACUACCAACGAGAAAAAAGAUUCAACAAAUACCACACCAGUAUUUGGUCAAUCGAAUUUGUUUGGUGGAAAUGUUGUAAAGACAUCAUCAGCUGAACCAGCAAAAUCAACACCAGUAUUCUCGUUUGGAGUAUCAACACCGGCAUUUGGAAACAAUGGCGAGAAAAAGUCACCAUUCUCGUUAGAAACAGCAACAAGUACAAACCAAGAUAAACCGACUGAAUCUAAGCCACUCUUUGGAAGUACGGCUACAUUUGGAACGAAUAAUGUCAUAACUUCUCCGGCCACAAAUUUAUUCGGCGGCAGUACAAAUGGUACAAACGAUACUUUCGGAUUUAAAUUACCAGCAUCGACAACUGUGACGCCAUUCACUACAAACCAAACAUCGUCACCAAACACCGACACCGCACAAAAACCAUCAGUUUUUGGUAGCGCAACUGGUAUGUCUUUUGCCGAUCUUGCCAAAAGCAAUGGCGAUAACAGCGAACCAUUUUCAUCAUCGAGUACUGUAAGUUUUGCUGCAUUGGCACAAAACAGUUCGAAUGGAUCCACAACAUUUGGUAAAUCCACACCGACCGGCGGUUUCUUUGGUUUAUCGAAUAAGGAUACGUUUAGCAAUUUGAUGGCACCGCAGAAUGGCACCAAUGGAAAUAAUCAAAAUUCAACGCCUCAAAUCGAUGACGGUGAAAAUCACACAGAAGAUGCCAACUACGAUCCACACUAUGAUCCAAUCAUUGCACUACCGGAUGAAAUUCAAGUUAGCACAGGGGAGGAAAAUGAAGAGAAAUUGUUCAGUGAACGGGCCAAACUCUAUCGUUUCGAUUCAGUUAACAAAGAGUGGAAAGAGAGAGGUGUCGGCGAAUUCAAAGUGUUGCACCAUCCAGUUAACAAUUCCUAUCGUUUGCUGUUACGUCGUGAGCAAAUUCACAAGCUGGUAUUGAACAUGGCAUUGAGUGCUGACCUACAAAUCAAUUUCAUGAAGCAGAGCGAUAAGGCAUUCAUUUGGGUGGGCCAAAAUUUUGCAGAAGAACAAGAGAAUGGUGAACUUGAAAGUCUAUCAGUUCGAUUUAAAAAUGCCGAUCUAGCAACAAAAUUCAAUAACGUCGUGCAAAGUUGCAUCGAAAACCUGAAAGCUCGUUGAAAUAAAAUGCGAUAAACGCAUCCAGAUUUUACGAAAA
This is a messenger RNA of Contarinia nasturtii (swede midge), 7448 nucleotides long. Its product is annotated as E3 SUMO-protein ligase RanBP2-like. NCBI's taxonomy places the organism in Eukaryota, Metazoa, Arthropoda, Insecta, Diptera, Cecidomyiidae. Gene Ontology annotation, cellular component: nuclear pore; cytoplasm. Gene Ontology annotation, molecular function: protein binding; GTPase activator activity. The transcript has 9 exons. The record is from RefSeq and is a predicted model, not a curated record. Gene Ontology annotation, biological process: intracellular transport. Bases 260 to 7411 code for a protein of 2383 amino acids.